This is a messenger RNA of Acipenser ruthenus (sterlet), 2373 nucleotides long. RefSeq lists its product as uncharacterized. The transcript is spliced from 4 exons. The record is from RefSeq and is a predicted model, not a curated record. Lineage: Eukaryota; Metazoa; Chordata; Actinopteri; Acipenseriformes; Acipenseridae. Bases 80 to 1834 code for a protein of 584 amino acids.
GCACCACUGAUACAUUAAGUCAAACCGCUGGGAAGCAAAACAGCUUAGUGGGGAAGAAAAAAGGAAAUCGUGUUUGAACAUGGAAAAAAACAACUGGAGCUUGUUGAUAAUUUAUCUUUUUUUUCAAUGUCAAAUCUUUCAAGUAUGCUUGCUCAAGAAUAACACAGCAGACGUUUCCUUUCGCAAAAACUAUGUUAAAGAGGAAAAUAAUUAUUCAAGCAUGAAAGUUCACCAGAGACAAAAAAGAUGGGUGGGAUUGCUGAUACAGAUUUCCCUGGAAGCAACAGACUCUGCAUUGACAGUGGUAAACUCUUUGAAAGGUGGCUGUGUUUACCGUCCCAACAUAUGCAUCUACAGAGAUAACAUUGUUAAGUUCGAAAUCCAAGAGCAAAAUCUUUCCAGGAUCCUAAACGAAAAAUACGAAAGUCUGUUGACAAAUAUCGAAAAGUUUGCAACAUCCAUUUUUCAAAACAUUGAAAUUAAUCGCCACAUUGAGGACAUUGUCACAACUGGAGCACAUGUAAAUUUCUGUAUGUCGCUGUUAAAUAACAAAAUCAAAUUCGAAGAGUUUAAAAUCAAUAAUUCAGUCGUGAUGCAUUUUCCUAAUGUUUCUGAAUAUUUUAUUGAAAAGUUUUACAAGGAAAGGGAAGUCUAUUUUAAGAAUCUGGAUAUUGCACAAAAAGCAUCCUCUUUAUUGUACCUUGUUAACCGCCUUACAUUUAAAUCGCUCAAUAGAAUCAUAUCUAAGAUAUCUUUUGCAUGGUCUAGUAAAAGUAUGUUGAAAGAGGAGACAUUCAAAACAUUUUAUCACAAAUACACACAGGAGUACCUGUCUCAAUGGAAAGUUAAGUCUGGUGUUUUCAUUGGGCCAGUCACACUGUCAGAAACUCUCAAGGCAAAAGUCAGAGGCUUUGUAAAAACAGCCAGCAUUUAUAUAAGGGAUUCUGCAAAGGAUUUUUACAAAAGCAAAACAUUUUGGGGGACCACGGCAGUAUCUCUGACAGGUGCAGUGAUAUCACAGAGCCUGCAAGCACAAAGGUAUAUACAGAUUGAAAAUGAGAUGAAAAACUUGGUGGAAAAUCACAAAUCUUUACUUUUAAGUCUAAAAACUAUAGAACAAAACAUCACUGAUGCAAUGCAAGAUGUAGAUGAAAAAUGGCAAAUCUCUCUAGAUUUUUUUAGGAACAUGACCUCGUACAUAAACGACACAAAAUCAUCUUUUGAAGAGAUACCCACAGAGCAUCAAUUCAAGUUAAAAUACAUGCCCAGUUUACAAAAACUGUUAGAAAACAACUUUGAAAAUAUCAAUGUUAGCAAUAUUUUAAUGAAACAGAGAAUAUUUUUAAAUUAUCUGACUGAAAUGAAAGAAUCAAUUAAAAAGGUCAAAGCUGUUUUCUUGCUGGAGCUACACCUUUUGCUAGGGACUGAACGGGAACUACACCACAACAGGGAGGUUGAUGAUAUUGUUGCUAUUAUAAAUGGACAUCUUGACAAUGAUGAGACUAUGCAUCAGAAAGUUGACAAGAAACGAGUAAUCUGUCAGAUAGCUGAAUGGCUUGAGCAAAAUUAUUAUGAUUAUUACAACUUAACUUAUUUUAGACAAAACUGCCCAAACUAUUUCGAUAUGGAUGUGAUAGAGGUAGAACGCUUAAAACUCAAGAAAACAAUGACAGUGUUAAACUCCAUAUUGAUGGUUUGUGAAAUGUCUCAGUUUAACCAAUGCCCCCCUCUUUCACACAUUUCAGAAGUCCUAAAUUUAAGUGAAGAAGAAGCAAAAAGAAAAAUCAAAAGUCUUAAGCCACACCUAACUAUGUUCAAUGGAAUUGAAUUGUGAAAAACGUUGACAGGCUUUUCAGAGAGUAAAUGGAAAUGCAACAGUUACACACUGAGUCUAUCAUUGUUUCAAAUGAUAAGGUGAUUUACAUAAUCGGGCAGCAGUGUGGAGUAGUGGUCAGGGCUGUGGACUCUUGACCGGAGGGUCGUGGGUUCAAUCCCCAGUGGGGGACACUGCUGUUGUACCCUUGAGCGAGGUACUUUACCUAGAUUGCUCCAGUAAAAACCUAAAUGGAUAAUUGUAUGUAAAAAAUAAUGUUAUAUCUUGUAACAAUUGUAAGUCGCCCUGGAUAAGGGCGUCUGCUAAGAAAAUAAUAAUAAUAAUCAAUUUUGAAAAAAAAUCAGAAAAUAAAUGUUAAAGGUUUUUCACACAAUUUCUGAGACAAAACGAUGUUAUAUUUUAUAUUUUCUUUUUCUUGUGUGUUCUUUUCUUAUUAUUAGUUUUUAAAGCAACCUGAAAAAAAGUCUCCUUAAAGGUGAUAGAAGUUACUUAUUGUAUACAAAAUUGUUUACAUAAUAAAAAUUAUUCCUGUACUUCUC